Mycena citricolor is the source of this 2227-nucleotide messenger RNA. NCBI's taxonomy places the organism in Eukaryota, Fungi, Basidiomycota, Agaricomycetes, Agaricales, Mycenaceae. The record is from the annotation of a GenBank genome assembly.
GUGACUCUUGCCAAUCCCUUCUCACUCGUCCUCGAUGUCUUGGCAGUCUACGGCGGAGAUGGUGACACAGCUUAGGGAGACACGAGGGACGACCCCCCCAGCCCUGGUGGGAGCCACGACGACUUGCGUGGGCUCGAAAAUGUAUCUCUACGGAGGUUCCCGUCCAAGCGACGGUGUUUCUGUCUCGGACUUGUAUGUGCUUGAUCUGCAGCUUUUCCGAUGGGAUCAAGUCUUUCCGGUCGAAGGGAGCCCUGUUCCCUCGCCCCGCCACUAUCACACAACAGAUCUUUGGCAGAACUAUCUCGUGGUCUUCGGUGGACAGACUCGCAGCAAAGGAUCGAAAGUAUCCCAAACUCUCAGCGACGUGCAGCUUUUCGACCUCUCGACACAUUCCUGGCUUUUGCCUUCGCGCGCACCUCCUAUUAUUGCCUUUCCUGCAUCCCUCCCUGUCAUUCAGCCGCGCUAUUCUCAUUUAAGCUGUGUGUCAGGUAACCAUCUCCUCGUGUUUGGGGGCGAAAACUUUCCAGGACAGCUGUUGGAUGAUAUUUGUGUGUAUGAUCUGGAGAAGCACGAAUGGGUCCGACGGCAUACUUAUCUUCAUUUUGUCCAUUCCGGAACGUCGGCCGUGGCGACAUCUCGCUGGCACGUAAAAACGUUUAGACAACGUACCCAGGAACUUGCCCACAUUGCACCGCAGCCCGUCCCGCUACCGUAUUCGGAACACGCUACUCAGCAGUCUCUGUGCGAUAUCCAUGUCUAUCACAUGGGAGAAGUAUCGCGCCCCAGAAUCGACGUCCUGUCUCCGUUGACCGACGGGCGUAUUCAGGUGCAGAGCACACCACCUGACGCAAUUGGCCGACUUCCUCUGUUGCGCUGUCCCAGCAACGCCAUUCUUGGAAACAGUCUGAUUCUAAUGGGAAUUGCGGAGGACAAUCGUCUGGUGAUUCGUACAUUCGAUAUGGCCACGAAGAUCUGGACGGCAGCCGCGCUCGGCCGGACGCUCCAGGACGGGGUCUGGGCGAGAGCCUGCAUCUCCCAUGCGCAGAGCAAGCUCUACUUCUUUGCCAGCCUCAAAUCGGCGGUGGGUCCCCAGCAUCCGAUUUUCUGGGACACACUAGUCACCGUCGACUUGGAGGCAAUCGGAAUCUACCAGCCGCCGUCGCACAAGCUCUGUCGCGUGGAUCAACUGCGUCGGCUCUUGUCGCUGGAGAGUGGGCAGAACAUGGAUUUCGCGUUUGUCUGCGAAGAUAAGCGUCAGAUCCGCUGCUGUAAGCAGCGACUGGCGCAGGCGUGGCCUUGGUUCCGCGAACAUUAUUCCAUGAUCAGCGGCGGUCAGCCCAGCAAGAUUCAUUAUGGAAAGCGCACGCAGUUGACACUCACCCUGACGAGCUGCUUUUGGACCCAAUCGUAUCCUGUAACCCUGGCCCUGAUGCAGUACUUCUAUUCUCUCUCGCUGGACACGGCUCUGCAGCGCGCUCCUGCUGUGCUCAGUUAUCUGCUGUUGAUAUCGACCGAGUUUACGAUUCCUCACCUGCAGGCGCUGGUCAGACAUGCCAUGCACAUCGAGCUCUCUGAGGCCACGGCCCUUGGGAUAUAUGACGCGGCUGCGUCCUGUAGGUGCCGAAGCUUGCAGAUCCGUGCCUUUACGAUGCAUAAGAGAAGAAAGCAGCUCGAUAACGUUGCAGAUAGAUUACCUUCUCAGCGCGAGAUUGGCAGAGCACGCUCAAACUCUCAGGGUGCCUGGCGAUCCGCCCGAGAGAGCAAGCCUCUACCACGCUCUCCCAGUGCCGGCCCUGGGUCUCCACCCGCCGCCUCAGCCGCACAGUCGCGCAGGAAAGAUCACUCCGUGGAAUCGCGCAUGAGCCACUCCAGCGGCUCCAGGGUGGGCGAUCCUCCCACAUUCAGAAUCGUCGUUACACCACCGAGUAUCCCCAGCAAUCUCAAACGGUCACAGUCCCUCGGUUCUCGUCUCCCGCGUCCUGUCUCCAGGCCGAAAUUGGGCUUGUCUAGUUCCUCGCCUCGGCACGACUCCGUUGUGAGCGUUAUGCAGAUGCCCUUGACUCCCAACUCCUUUGCCCGGUCACGUCUAGCCGGUAUGGGGAUACCUCCAGCAGAGGGACCACGAGAGCAGAGAGGUAGGCGAAUGGAGAGGUAGACCGUUGAAGCACGACCGUGAAUUCAUAACACGGUGUGCAAAGUACGCAUUCAUUAAAGAUUCUUGCAUGUC